Molecule: messenger RNA, 3252 nt
Organism: Triplophysa dalaica
Lineage: Eukaryota; Metazoa; Chordata; Actinopteri; Cypriniformes; Nemacheilidae
Exons: 1
Coding region: 1-2922 (973 amino acids)
Source: RefSeq, a predicted model, not a curated record
AUGGAAGGUGCCGUAGGUUUCAAGUCACCACAACCACCAAACACUAAGGAAGAUAUUCAAGAGGAAAAUGAAACCAACACACAGGAGGCUGCAAGUGAGGAGACGUCCCAUAGUGAUGAUGAAACAGGACAGCCUGAAAUAGAGGAGACAAACACACAAAUGACUCAUUCCCAAAAAGACGAGGACGCAGAAAAACAGUUAAUAAAACAUGAGGAGGUGACUGCUAACUUAGACGAAGAGCAGGAGACAAAGGAACAUGAGAGAACAAAUGAAGUUGAACAACAAGACGAACAGAUGAAAGAUCAGAUUGAGACUGAAGCUAAUAUCAACAGUGAAAGCCGGGACAUACAAGAAGAAGUCAAGAAAGAGGCUAAAGAAGAACCCCAAACACAUGAUCAAACCCUAAACACUGAAAAUACAGAACAUGAAGAUACACCAGCGAUGGAAAGUGAGCUUCCAGAGGUAGCUGAAGAGCCUGCUAUAGAGAAAGAGGGUUCGGUAUCUCAUACUGAGUAUGAUAAAGAAACAGGUGUCGCUGAUACUGAGAUAAAAGCAGAUGACGCAGAUCACAGCAAUGAACGGCCAGACAGAGAUGAAAGAGAUGACCAAACAGAUGAGGCAGGUGAUGAUGGGUCAACGGGAGAAAAGAUCCAGGACACAGAUGACGUGAUGGAAGAUGCCGGUUCUGUUAUCAAGCAGAAAUGUGAAGAAAAGUUUAGUGAGGAGAAAGAUGCAGAGGAAGAUGUGAAGGACAAGAUGGAAAAGGAAGAAGAAGACAAGGUGAUAGUCGAGGAGGUUGCAGAGAAGGAAGGUGAAGAUGAGAGUAAAGAUCUGGAAGAUGUUGGGAAAGCUAUUGAAUGUGAGGAAGGAAACAAGGGUGUGGAAGAUUUAAAAGGAGAAGAUAAGGAUGAAGAAAGAAUAGAGAGAGAUGAUAGAGAUGAUAGAGAGGAGUCUGGUGAGGUUGAACUUCAAGAAAAUAAGGAGGAUCAAGAUAUGAAGGCAGAGGAUACAGAAAAUGAUACUGAUGUAGAGAUAGAAAAAGUUGAUGUGCAUGAGGGACAGAAUGAAAGUGAAGAUGGAGAACAGGGUAGAAAUGAAAUUUCAGAAGACGAAGGGCAAAAGAGUGAGAAUGAGAUCGUAGAAGAAACUGAGAAUAUGAAUAGUGAAAUGACGGAAAACAGGGAACAGGAGGAAAAUGAGAAUGAGGUGGAGGAAGGAAACAGAGAUGAGACGGCAGAGCGAGAAGGUAAGGGUGUGACAGAAAACUUAACAUGUGAGGAAGAUGAGUCAAAAAAAGAAGAAGAUAUAAACGAGAUUGGUGAGAAUGUAGAAGAGAAGGAUGAAAACAAGGAGGUCAUUUCACAUGAAAAUGUAACAGAAAAACCAGAGGACAACGUUUCCGGGGACCAAAAUGAAGAAUCGGUUAUACAGGAAGAACAAAAUGAAAUAGGUUCCAGCAGGGUGCUAGAAGAUACGAACCUCAAAGAAAAGGUGGAUGAUUCUCUUCCUGCUGGCGAGAAUAAUGACCUGUCAGGAGACGUAGAUGAUGAAAAUGGAGAGACAGAGAAUGCCAGAAAAGAGGAUGUUGAGAAGCAAGAGGAUGAAGAGAUGCAAGACAAACUAGAGGGUGAGACAACUGCCGGUCCGGCUCAAGAUGUUACAGAUGAUAGAGAAACAAAACCAGAGAUUAAUGAAGGUGUGAGAGAAGAUGUUGAAGUUCACUCAGAGAAGGUGGUGGAUGAUAAAUCUAUGACAGAAGUGGCUGAUAAAGAAUCAGAAACCUCUGCAAAAACUUUCAUAGAAAAUAUAGUCCCUGAGGAAAUGGAGACGACCGACAAGUUUCCAGAUGUUGAAGAAACAACAGAGGAACAUAAUGACAUGGAGAAAGCACCAAAAGAUGCUGAUAUGAGAAGCAGAGAUGCUCCUGAAGGGAAGGACAGUGAACCAGGGGAACCUUCAGAGAAUUCUGUUAAGGAAGAAGAAGAUAGAUCCAUGUCGCAUUCUGUGAAAUCUCAGCCUGUGGAGAAGGUGUUCAAAAAUGAAGAGAAUAAUCUGAGCAUUGAUUCAGUAGAGCCAUCCGUUCGUCCAGCAGUUUUAGAUAACGCAGCUGGGGUUGAUCUUGUGAGUAACUGGAUUAACAUUCACCAAGCCUCCAGAUACUUUCAGACAUGUAUUGAACCUGUCGAUGAAAUCAAAGAGAGCUCCAUAUCAGAUGAAACCGAGAAGGAUACGCGAAGUACUGAUGAAAUUGCAACACCAGUACAGAGUGACCUCAAUGAGAAUCCAGGGCAUGAUACUGUAGUCGAAAGUUUUAUAACAGAGAAGAAACAUGAGGACUUGGAGGAUAAUAUAACAGAGGAAAAAGUCAAGGAGGGUGGAGAUAAAAGAGGUUCUUUGGUCACUAAGUGGUCAAGACAGAGUCAUGAUGAUGGUGAGAUUGAUGGACGAGAAGAUUCCUCAUUAAACAAUGUCGUAAAGGUACAAGAUCUUGCUUCCGAAUUGAAUCCAAACUCUUAUGAAGAAUCAGAACAAAAGAAGCAACAAACUACUACUGAAGAAAUCACACAGUCGUCCUCUGUAUCUCAAACGGAGGAAACAAUUGACAAAGAGAUCCUGGACACUUCUGAACACAAUGUGAAAUCUGAGCACGAGUAUAUUGAACCGCAGAGUCCGACAAUAACGGUCAUUACAGACCUCACCAUCGUCAAUAAAUCUGAAAAUGGGAGUCAAGAUGAUACCGCAAGUGUAGAAGUCCGUUCCAGGCAGUCGGAUGGAAACAUGAGAACAAAAGUCAUUGACGGUCAUUUCAAACAGAGUGUCGGCAAUGACACGGUAAGCACUUUCUCACUAGACGACUCAAGGUUUUUUGGGCCUGCCGGAUAUCCCAGAUUGACGACUGCUCACACGGAGAACAGUUACUAGUAUGUACACAAAACAGACAAACACAGAAUAAAAUGUUGAAACAUUAUGCUUUGUCUACACAAAUGUAGAACACAGAAGCAAUGCGAGUGUAGACUGUAGAUCUGUAUGUAAACCCAUAUUGAGUCAUAUCGAAUAUAGCCCGAGAUGGCGUUAAGAAUGAAUAAACAAACAAUUGACUCAUAUUGACUCCUCUGUGCUUUAAGGGAGGCUUUAACAGCCCUCUGAAAAUAGAAACCCUACACAGCACAAGUUUUUUAAUAAUUCAUUAUUUAGAGCCCUCCUGUUGGUCAGACUGUAUUAGCAGAACAUCAGACACAUGUCAAAUGCACA